GCGCCACAUCGACAUCGGUACCAGCGUUGUAAAGAGAAAAUGGCGGCGCCCACAGAAGACGACAGCAUGGGAUCCACAGCACGUAGUCUCGAUUCCGACCAAGUGCAUGUGGCCAAAUGCCUCGAAGAAUUUGAAUCAUGCACGAAGAAACCGGAAACAUUUCUCGAAGUCCAGCUGGAGGUGGCGGAAACAAUGAAGAGGUUAACAAAGGAUCUGUACGAUGUCAUGGACCAGUGGAAAGGCAAGACAGUUUCCUCAUCCAAAACAGAACUGCCGUCACUGGUUGUUGACAACUUCGACGACGAACAGAUCUGGCAGCAACUGGAACUGCGAAACACUCGCCUGGUGAAAGACCUCAUUUCGUCGGUGUCCCGAGUGGCAACCAAGUCUAGCAUUAGCUUCGGCGUAGACUUGGGUAAGCAGGAAAGUCAACAGAGGCCCGAGAAGCAUUACCCAGGUGAAAUUGACAAGUUGGAUCUCGCGGACGUCGCUGCGGAAGAGGAAGAUGACGAGGACGAUGACUUUGACUUAUCGGAUGCGUCUGAAGGUGAUGAAGACUCUGAAGAGGAAGCCGAUGAUGACGGGGCUGAUGGCAGUGAGCAGGGACAAGCACGAGAUACACAACCGUCGUCUAUCGUCGAUGACGCGUUCUUCCGUCUUGCCGACAUGGAAGCGUUCGCCGAUAGGGAAGAAAAGGUCGCGAAUGCUCCAGGAAGCGAUUCAGACGAGGACGACGACAUUGAUUAUUUUCGUGAGCUUUCGUCAGACGAAGACGAUCCAGAAGAAAAGGGUGGCCGCAAUGCUACGUACAAUGACUUUUUCGAUCCCCCUGCCUCCAUGCCUGACAGCAAAAAUGCUAAGAAUGCCGACAAGGCUGCCACAAGGACUAAUGGACACAGAGAUACUAACCAGAACAGCACAGCAAAAGACGAUGUUCAGAAGUCAUCUUUCGAGCAAAGCCAAGAAUUCAUAAAGAAAAAGAUUAAGCAGUUUGAAGAACGAAACCUUGAGCCGCGGCCAUGGCGACUCCAAGGAGAGGUAGAAGCUACCGCAAGACCUGAGAACAGCCUGCUGCAAGAGCACAUCCAGUUCGAUCAUGCGACUAGGCAGCCUGUUGCGAUCACCGAUGAGACUACAAAGUGCCUAGAGGAUGUACUCCAGAGGAUACGUGACAAGGCCUGGGAUGACGUGGAACGAAAGACUAGACCAACGGAAGGAACCGUUGAGCUACGCCGACGUGUCACACUUGACCAAGAGAAAAGCAAGCUCAGCUUAGCCCAGGUUUACGAGCAGCAGUUUCUUGACAAGCAAAAGGCCGCAGAUGAGGAUGCACUUCCCAAAGAGGAACCUGCUCAUGUUGAGAUUCGAACAGCCAUGCGGGACCUGUUCACGAAAUUGGAUGCAUUGUCCAACUUCCACAUGAUGCCGAAGCCUGUUUCAGCUGAGGUGAAGGUGGUUAGCAAUCUUCCGUCAUUGAGCGUUGAAGAGGUGACCCCUGUAGGAGUGAGCGAUGCUUCCCUUCUGGCACCUCAGGAGGUCAAGACCAAGCCAAAGGGAGAGCUUGUUUCCAAGGGUGAGAGGACCCGCACACAGAAGAGAGAGCGGAGGCUGAAGAAGGCUCUCCAGAAACGCCGAGCCGCCAAGGCUAAUAACAAGGCUGGCAAGGUCACUGAAGAAAAGAGGAAAGUGAUCAAGGCAACGAACACAGAACUUGCCAAGCCUGUCAAAGGUGCAAAAUCAGCCAAGGGUGCUAAAGCCGUCAAGGGAAAAAGUGACAAGUGGGCAGAGAAGAGCCUUUCCUCGUCGAAGAAGUUCUUCGAACGGCUUCAGGAUCAAGUUACGUCUGCUGUUGCACCAGCAAAGAAAAAAUGAAAAAGAAAGAUGCUGUUGUUGCUGCUAAUUUUAAGUUGUAAAUACAUGUAUAUAAUAUCCA
Molecule: messenger RNA, 1933 nt
Organism: Rhipicephalus sanguineus (brown dog tick)
Lineage: Eukaryota; Metazoa; Arthropoda; Arachnida; Ixodida; Ixodidae
Product: U3 small nucleolar ribonucleoprotein protein MPP10-like
Biological process (GO): rRNA processing
Cellular component (GO): sno(s)RNA-containing ribonucleoprotein complex; nucleus; Mpp10 complex
Source: RefSeq, a predicted model, not a curated record